Messenger RNA from Tuber aestivum (summer truffle), 393 nucleotides. Lineage: Eukaryota; Fungi; Ascomycota; Pezizomycetes; Pezizales; Tuberaceae. The record is from the annotation of a GenBank genome assembly.
CCCAAGGCACUUUGAACCGGGAGGAAGUCCAAGAAACGUCAUUUCUCUACCACAGUGCUCGCUAUUGGUUUGUAUAUACCAAAUCUGUUGAGGAUACGGCCCCCACACUAAUCUCCGACGCGGCGGUGCAGGUUCUCGAGCUUGGCCGGGACUGGUUAGAUGUAUAUGACCCCGAUCCUCGUAACCGAUAUGUACCCCCGGAUUCCGGUGUUUACCCGCCAGCUAUCUACUAUUCUUCCUUGUUAAAUUUGGUGACAGUCUGUGAAUUGCUACUCGGUAGAAAGGAGGAUACGGUAAACGUGAAUUCUCCGGGUGGCUCUUAUGGCAAUGCACUACAAGCCGCUGCACAUAUGGGAAACGAAUCGGUUGUACGGCUUCUCCUCGUGCAUAGGG